Molecule: messenger RNA, 1611 nt
Organism: Python bivittatus (Burmese python)
Lineage: Eukaryota; Metazoa; Chordata; Lepidosauria; Squamata; Pythonidae
Source: RefSeq, a predicted model, not a curated record
AGGUACCUGAACGUGCUGAACGACGAUGACUUCCAGAAAGCCGUCCGGGACCUCCAGUUGACCAAAAGCAUCUGGACCAUUGACUUGGCCUACCUGAUGCGUCACUUUGGGGUGAAGCACCGUUUCUGUACCCAGACGCUGGGCGUGGACAAGGGCUACAAAAACCAGUCUUUCUAUAGAAAACACUUUGACACAGAGGAAAACCGAGUAAACCAGCUGUUUGCCCAAGCGAAAGCCUGCAAGGUGCUGGUGGAAAAACGCACAGUAACCAUCCAGGACAUCCAGGAGCACCUCUCCCAGGGCCACAUUGCCAUUGUGCUGGUGAAUGCCGUCUUGCUGCUGUGCGACCUUUGCUCCAGCCCUGUGAAAUACUGUUGCUUUCUCCCAAUCGGUCAGAAGUGCUUCUGCAGAAGUCCCGACUACCAGGGCCACUUCAUCGUCUUGUGUGGCUACAAUAAAGCUUCGGGCUGUAUUUAUUACAACAAUCCUGCCUAUGCGGACCGAACGUGCAGCACCAGCAUCCAUAACUUUGAGGAAGCCAGGACAAGUUACGGCACAGAUGAGGACAUCCUGUUUGUUUACCAGAAUAGCUGACCCUCUGGCUCGGUGCUCCCAGUUCAUCGCUGGCAGCCAGUUCUCUGCCAUCGUGGCAGCCAUCUCAGGACUCAGAGACAUUCGCUCCCGGACUGCAGCAGGUUGCAAGCAAAGGAUGCGUUAGACUCCAGGGGACAGAAGAACAUACUUUAUGUGUUCCUGAAGCAGGAUGUCCAUUACAGUAACAAAUAAUGAAACACGUUUUUCAGUUGGGGUCUGCCGAUGGACCCCAGGUGAUUUUGCCCAGGGGUUCUGACUCUGGCCCCAAAUAAAAAUCUUGCCUAUCCCCGCUCCCUAAAUAAGAAUGGAAGCUGAAACAAAAUUAAAAAGACUGAACUCUGUUCUGAUGCUAUGACCAAAUCCAGUUUGGUUGCUUAAUUCUAAGCAUGCAUUCAUCCUCCCACCCAAGCCAUUAUUUGGGAUUCCCUCUUGACUCGACUUGGUUCUUUUUAUCUGCUCCAGCAAGCUCUUUUCCUGCUUUAGAGCCAGGCUGUUGCCCUCAGAAAAAGCUAAUGCGUGCAUUUUUACAUUUUGCAUACUUGAAAAGUUUUGAGAAGCAAAAGGAAUAAAACUCAAAGACAAUCCAGCUUCAUGAAAAUGAAUUGCAAAACAAAAUGGUGUGAGAGCAAUUCCUCUUUUCUAAUUUAUCGCUCAUCAAGUUUUUGAAUCUUCUGAUAAAAAUCAAGCAAAUAAAUUAAGUAAUCAAGGGGGGAGGCAGAAAGGAAAAGAAGAAAUCAGUGUUUUAUAAAGCAGAGUUCAAAUGGGGCCAUUCCCAUAAGCACCCACCCAAUAACGCCUUCCUCACAGUAAAUGGCUUCUUCUGAAAGCAUUCCCAUUGACAGGAACUCUUCAGGUGUGACAGAAGUUUUGCAAUGCUGGUAGAAGACCGGGAGGGCGUUUGGAAAAUGUUUCCUCACAGGACUGGUACUGACUUAAAUCCUUGCACUGUGACUACAGACUUCACAUUGUAUGAGUUGGCACUUUGUCUAUCAUUUUGAAUAACAUUCACUUAAUUGA